Striga asiatica is the source of this 495-nucleotide messenger RNA. NCBI's taxonomy places the organism in Eukaryota, Viridiplantae, Streptophyta, Magnoliopsida, Lamiales, Orobanchaceae. The record is from the annotation of a GenBank genome assembly.
AUGGAUGAGUGCAUUUCAAUUAAGGCAGAGGAUAACAAAUCAAAUUCAUGCUCGGGUGGAGAAGAGUAUGAGUUGAGUGACAUACCUUGCUCACAUGCUCUUAGAGCCAUUAUCAACCAAAAACAAUACCCAUUUGACUUUGUGAGCCUGUUUUACUCAGUAGACUCCUACAAAAUAGCUUAUGAAUCUGCAAUCAUGUCAAUGAGUGAUGACCUAAUGAACCAAGGGAUAAGAGAAAGAGGCCAGCUUGUCCAUACAAGCUUAAAAAGCACAAACAUCUAUAAGGGUACAAAAUGCCAUGAAAAAGGUCACAAUGCUAUAACAUGCAAGGUUACUAAACAAAACACCGGAGAAGUGGAGAAUUCUAGUGAUGCACCACAACAACAUGAAGAAAAUGCAAAUGCCAAUAUCCCUAACAGGAGGGAGAAGUUAAAGGUUACUAAGAAAAACACAGGUGAAGUGGGAAAAUCUUGUGAUGCACCACAGGAGUCCAUG